GGCGAACAGGAGGAACGCGCAGGAGUGGCUGAUCCUCCAACCAAUCGAAAUGAAGGAGGGGCGGGGCCUGGCCGUGACUGGAGCAUGCGCAGUGCAGGAUAUUAGAAACGGAGGAUUUACAAACAGAAAUCGCAAACCAAACAUUACAUCCAGACCUGACUUGAUUUAUGGGAGCUCAAUAUCAUCAGCCUUUGAACUAGAAAGAGAAAUGUUUGUUCUGUCUGCUUCAACAGAUUUUAAACAUCACUGUGUCUGGAAAAUCACCAAGAAGCUCGCGUACACACACAUGUGAGAGAGUUCCAAUGCACUGACUGUGGAGGAAACUUUAACCAGAUACACAGACUGAAGAAACAUUGCACCAUUCACAGCCGGGAGAGACCGAACACGUGUACCGUUUGUGGAUGAGGCUUCAGUUAAACAUCUUACCUCAAGGAAUGCAAGGACACCCGAACCAUGGAGAAACCAUGCAGAUGUGGGGAAUGUGGGAAGGGAUUCCGGUCCCCAUCUGCGCUGGAAUCUCAUCGCCGCAUUCACACUGGGGAGAGGCCAUUUACCUGCUCUGAUUGUGGAAAGGGAUUCACUCAGUUAUCCCACCUGCAGAUACACCAGCGACUUCACACCGGAGAGAGGCCGUUCACCUGCUCUGAUUGUGGGAAGGGAUUCACUAACUCUUCCAAUCUGCGGACACACCAGCGAGUUCACACGGGGGAGAGACCAUUCACCUGCUCCAUAUGUGGGAAGGGUUUCAGUGAUUCAUCCAGCCUGCUGAUACACCAGCGAGUUCAUACUGGGGACAAAUUAUUCAACUGCUCCGUAUGUGGGAAGCAAUUCAGUCGAUUAUGCAACCUUCUGCGACACCAGCGAGCUCACACUGGGGAGAGGCCGUUCACCUGCUCUGAGUGUGGGAAGGGAUUUGCUGAUCCAUCCAUCUUGCGGAAGCACCGGCGAGUUCACACUGGGGAGAGGCCAUUCAGCUGCUCCAUGUGUAGGAAGGGUUUCACUCAGUUAACCAACCUGCUGACACACCAGCGAGUUCACACUGGGGAGAGGCCUUUCAUCUGCUGUGAGUGUGGGAAGGGAUUCAGUGAUUCAUCCACCCUACUGCGACACCAGGGUGUUCACACUGGGGAGAGGCCGUUCACCUGCUCCGUGUGUGGGAAACGAUUCACUCGGUCAUCUCACCUGCUAAGACACCAGCAAGUUCAUCAGUGAUUACAGGGAUUGGAUUCUGCUGUGAUUGCUGCUGUCAAUCACAUUCAAGACUGAACCAUGUUCGUUCUGACAGUUGGUGAAGUGGGAGGGUCAGAGGGUUUCUUUCUGCUGUACUGGCCAGUCUUACAACUUUGUUUCCAGUGGUCUGGGAGUGCACAUUUCCACUGAAAUAAUCCACAGAAGCUGAUGAAGGUCAUUUAUUGCUUCAAAAAGAGACAUGCUCUCAAAGUUUUCAUAUUGCACUGAUCAGGACAGACACAAGAACACCAAAUUUCAAAGGGAGCAACUAUUUGUACUGCGUGAGAAAAGGGUGCUGAUUAGUUGGCAAGUCAGCUGUGAUUGGUCAAAUCGUUGCCAUGGAGAAUUCACCAGAAAGCUCGUGACCUCACCGUUUAGUUGAAUUCAAAAAUGUUGCAAUGCCUGGACAUGUCCAUUUUGGCUUCAGAGUAUCAGAGCUUUAUGAUGGUCCAAUGUCACUUCCCUGCUUUUUUACUCAAUAACCUGGAUUUUCAGAGUCAGAAAGACUCGCCUACCUUCAAAAAUCGUGGGUGGGACCCGGAUGCGGAAGUCCAAUUCCCAUUUUUCACAGAUCCAAUUUUUGCCAGUAGGGGACAGGGGCAGGGCUUGAUUCACACCCAAGUUGAAUCUGAACUCAGCAGAGCCAUCUGAACUCAGUGCUGAGUUCAAACAGGCACCAUUUUGCCUUCUGCAAGGGAGUUAACUCAUAGUGCGAAAGGCACAACUUUAUGGAGUAGACGUAAAGACUUGUUGGGUGGAUAGGGUCUGUUUAACUGUCAUGAUCGAAAGUCUUUUCUAAAUCCCCUGCUCUCCUGACUUUGUCUGCAGCUGUCAGUGUAAGUGAAAAAAAGUAGGCUAUACAAUGUAGCAUCAGUCCCAGCAGUUUCUGUAAUUGUUGGCAUUUCCCUAAGGGCUAUUUAUGAAUGCUUGGCUGACUUCCAAAACCUAUAGUCAUCUCAGCAGCUGUUCUGAGUCCACUCUUUGACAACCUAAAGAGACCAUUAAGGGUUUAGCUGCUUUUGAAGUGGUAUGGACAGAAGUAUGUUGGUUUUUAUACAAGAUUAACCAAAAGUUUUGAAUAAGGUUUCAAGAAUGGGAGUUUUGUUGAAAAAUAGUGAAGGCUGUUUUAGAUUUUUAGAACUUUAUUUUAUUUAAUCUCAACCUGGCUCCUGGGGUCUGCCCAUGGUGAAUAAUGUGAGUUGGGAUGAAGGGUAAAAGGGGCUAUGGGGGGGUCCAUGCCAGGGCAAGAGUUGGCAUGAGCUGGCAUGGAAUGUAUAAGGGCCUUGGGGAGGGAUGGGGGCUUGCAAUUGGCUCACUUGCGAUUAGUGAGGAAGAAUUGUGUUGGGCUGCUGCCCCUGGUGGGUGGGAAAUUAUUCCAAAUAAUCAUGUCUAUUAAUUUAUUUUUAAAACAUUCUCUUGGCAUGUGGGUGCCACUGGCGAGGACCAGAGAUUCCAAAAGCUUACAAUGCAACUGGGAUCAAGUCCCAGAGAAUGGAGGCGGGCCUUUUAACCAGCCCACCUCAGUGCUCGGGCAUCUUGUUAGCCGCCUAUGCUCCGAUUCAGGUCGCACAGCAACCAACUCCUUCCAUAACCGCCCACCUCAAAGCACCACCCCCCCUCCCCCCGCCCCCGAGUGGAGAUCACAACAUUUGGGAACAUUUAAACCAAGGCAGGUCCGGCAGUUGGAAAAUUUUUAGAUCCAAGCUAUCCACCUCGGUACCGAAGAUCCAACCCAAGCUCUCUAUUUCUGAAGCUCAAAAUCCCACAUGCUUUGCUAAUUCCUCUCUCACUGUGUCCUGCCACCUUCAAAGAUCUCUGCACAUGAAUCCCCAGGUCCCUCUGCCCCUGCUCACUCUUUGGAACUGUGCCAUUACAUGUGUGUUGCCUCUACCUGUCCCUUCUGCCAAAUUACAUCACCUCAACUUUCCCAGUAUUAAACCCCAUCUGCCACUUCAGAGAAUGUGAAGGGGAGAUUUAAGUGUUGAACUAAACAUACAGAGAAGAGGAGGCACUGAUAGCUUUAAUAUGUCACCCACAACUGAAGACCCUUUAAAUGCACAUGAGGCUCAUAGAGCACAGUAGGAGGCAAUUGGAGGCUCUUUGAAAGAGUUUUCUAAUUAUUCCCAUUGCCCUGCAAUUUUCUUUUUCUUUCAAGAAGACUGCAUGGCCAAUUGUAGUCAACAGCCUUCCUGUAGCUCUCUCAGGAGGCAGCUAGAAAGCAUUUGACUGCUUAACAAUAGCAACCUCCGCUGAACAUGAUUAAACCACAACAACAAAUCAUCCUGAUUUGUAUAGCACCUUUAAUCAUGUGCUUCACAGGUGCCAUUACUAAACAAAAUUUUUCACUGAGCCACACAAAGAGGUUAGUUCAGAUGACCAGUAGCUUGGUUUUAAGGAGUUUCCUAAAGAAGCACAAGAGAUCAAGGGGCAGAGAGGUUUAAGGAGGGAAUUCCAAAGCGUGGGACCCAGGCAGCUGAAGGCAAAGCCCCCAGUUGUUGUGCAAUUAAAAUUGGGGAAAUUGAAGAGGCUAGAAUUAGUGGAGCACAGAUAUCUGAGGGUUUUAGGGAUGGAGAUGAUUACAGAGAUGGGGAGAGAGGGAUGUGAGACCAUGUGGUGAUUUGAAAAAAAGGAUGCUGGGGAGGGAUUUGAGAAAAAAGAAUUUUAAAAUCGGGGCGUUGCUUGAGAGGGAGCCAGUGUUGGUCAGUGAGCACAGCGGGUGAUAGGUGAACAGGACUGAGUGUGAGUUGGGAGAUGGGCAGCAGAGUUUGUCGACUGAAGAAAACUGGUCCAGUUCUGUACAUUUCCCAUUUACACUACUUAGGGUCUAAGAUCGAGCUGAAAUCAAACCUUUCCAUUGGGAUUGCAUAAUCUGCUGAUGUCAUCGCAUUCUAUUGUGAUGAUGUCAUAAGAUUACAUUCAGCAUUUUUCUGAUUAUAUAAUCAGCUGACACGAGACUAUAUACUUUAUUGGGAGUGUGGGAUUAGCUGAUGCCUGUACAAUCCUUUACCUUUGCGCAGUAAGCAGAAACGAUCGUUUGUGUGAUUUCAUAAGUAGAAUUUUUAACUACAUUUUUAACUUACUUUUGAAUCCGGAAAUGGUCCGGAUCGUGAACAUUUACCACUAAAAUUAACCAAUUUGCUAGUGCAAGUGUAUGUGACUUUUCAGCCAUUUUGUUGUUCUUGUUUACAAUAAAUUGUUGGGGAGAAAAAAAUGUUAUUUCAACCAAUCUCCCAAUGUUAUCAAAUCCUUUUAAACAUUUGAAUAUUGCUGAAAAAAGAGACAUGCUGUCAAAGCUUUUCGUCUUGCACUCAUCAGGAUGGAUGCAAGAAUACCAAAUGUCAAAGGGAACAACAGUUUAAACUAUCUGAGAAACAUGGUGCUAAUUGGUUGUCAAGUGGACUCUGACUGGUUGAGGCAUUGCCAUGGAGAAUGCACCAGGGAACAGUUACCCCAAGCUUUUGUUCAAAUUCAGAAAUGGCAAGUUGAUUCUGAUUGGUUGAGAUGUUGCCAUGGGGAAUGCAUCAGGGAACAAUUGUCCCCCUAAUUAAAAAGGCAAAAUGCUUGGACAAAUUCCUUUUGUGUGCAGAAAACAGGGCCCAGUAUUUGAAUAUGAAAAAUCCAGUGCCUGGAUCCAGUUUGCAUGUUCACUACAUCUAAUCAUUUCAUCCAAUGGCCAUACCCUAUUUGUGUACCACGUUUUGUUCAAAU
Molecule: messenger RNA, 4938 nt
Organism: Carcharodon carcharias (great white shark)
Lineage: Eukaryota; Metazoa; Chordata; Chondrichthyes; Lamniformes; Lamnidae
Product: zinc finger protein 239-like
Exons: 2
Coding region: 454-1212 (252 amino acids)
Biological process (GO): regulation of transcription by RNA polymerase II
Molecular function (GO): DNA-binding transcription factor activity, RNA polymerase II-specific; RNA polymerase II cis-regulatory region sequence-specific DNA binding
Source: RefSeq, a predicted model, not a curated record